Molecule: messenger RNA, 891 nt
Organism: Paraphaeosphaeria sporulosa
Lineage: Eukaryota; Fungi; Ascomycota; Dothideomycetes; Pleosporales; Didymosphaeriaceae
Product: NAD(P)-binding protein
Exons: 5
Coding region: 64-843 (259 amino acids)
Molecular function (GO): oxidoreductase activity, acting on the CH-OH group of donors, NAD or NADP as acceptor
Source: RefSeq, a predicted model, not a curated record
GGAAACAACUCCUCCAAACUCACUCCAACGCUCUCACACCCUUGAAUACUCAUCGCUGACAUAAUGCCUACCAUCCUCAUUGUCGGCGCUACUCGUGGUCUCGGUGCGAGCCUUGCCAAUGCCUACAAAUCGGAUCCGAAUAAUCACGUUCUAGCGACGGCGCGAACCGCAAAUCCACCGCCCAGCACUAAGAAUCUUACUUAUAUCCCUGGUAUCGAUAUUGCUACUCCAGAUGCCGGCAAAACCCUACUCAAUUUCGUGCAUACGAGGUCCAUCUCUCACAUAGACAUUGUGAUUAUCACAGCAGGAUAUUUUGCCACCGAAUCAUUGAAGGAGCCGUCGUUCGAAGCCGAGGAGAAGAUGUACCGCACCUGUGUCAUCGGGCCUACGAUCCUUGUCACCAACCUCGCUAACGACUCCAAACUGCUCGACUCCAAAUCGAAGGUCAUAUUCGUUUCCUCCGAGAGUGGAAGUAUAACGCUGAGGCACGAGAAGGAGGGUGGCGGUAACUAUGGACAUCAUGCCAGCAAAACUGCUCUCAACAUGUCUGCGAAACUACUGAGCUUAGAUCUGAAAGAAAGGGGUGUUGCGAUAGCCGCUGUACACCCAGGCUUCAUGCGAACGGAGUUGACUAAAGGCGUGGGAUUUGAUAAGUUCUGGGAUGAGGGCGGAGCCGUGACACCAGAUGUUGCUGCAAAAUCUCUCGUGGAAUGGAUUUCGACGUUUGACAUCAAGAAGACAGGAGAGUACUGGGCGCCUCGAGGGCCGGCGGACAUUGGAACCGCAGACGUUGUGCUCGGACCUAAGGAUCAGCUGUCUACUCCUCUCCAACUUCCUUGGUAGUGUACGCAACAUACCACCAGCUCGCGAACUUUACGAUCGUACUAAGAC